Messenger RNA from Salvia hispanica, 781 nucleotides. RefSeq names its product pathogenesis-related leaf protein 6-like. Lineage: Eukaryota; Viridiplantae; Streptophyta; Magnoliopsida; Lamiales; Lamiaceae. The record is from RefSeq and is a predicted model, not a curated record.
AUGAAAAGGUUAUCCCUCCAUCAUCACAAUCACUCAAAUUCAAAAACAUUCCAUACAUAUUCACAAAUGACAAUGGCUUGCCACAAAUAUUUCUUGAUCACCCUUGUUUCCAUUCUAGGCCUAAUAAGUACUGCACGUGCCCAAAAUGCGGCGCAGGACUAUGUGAACGCCCACAAUAGCCCCCGGACCCAAGUGGGCGUGGGGGCGGUGGCAUGGAAUGCCACACUGGCCACCUACGCCCUAAACUACGCCAACUCUAGGGUUGGGGAUUGCGCGCUGACACACUCCUACGGCCCGUAUGGGGAAAACCUAGCCAAGGGCAGCAGCAGCACCUUCACGGGCGUCUCUGCGGUGAACCUGUGGGCCGCGGAGAAGCAAUAUUAUGACCACACAAACAACUGCUGCAUCGGCACGAACCAGUGCCUGCACUACACGCAGGUGGUGUGGCACGACUCCACCCAGAUAGGGUGCGCCCGAGUCCGGUGCAACAAUGGCUGGUACUACGUCAUCUGCAGCUACCAUCAACCAGGCAACUGGGAAGGGGAGAUGCCUUAUUAAUAAGGAGUACUAUAAUAUAAUUAAGCUAAUUUAUAGACAGACGAAAGCAGUGGAAAUAGUAUAAGGUUUCUGCUCUAUAAUAAAUUGAGGCACUCUUUUAUAGCCAUGAAGAAAAACUAAUGUAUUACUCCACACACUAUAUAAUUAUAAAGUGUAAGGGCUAGCUAAUUGCAGCUCAACUGUUUCAGGUUAUGUGUAAUUGUUGAUCAACUUUUUCUUGCAA